Molecule: messenger RNA, 3063 nt
Organism: Branchiostoma belcheri (Belcher's lancelet)
Lineage: Eukaryota; Metazoa; Chordata; Leptocardii; Amphioxiformes; Branchiostomatidae
Product: zinc finger protein 729-like
Exons: 2
Coding region: 61-2394 (777 amino acids)
Biological process (GO): regulation of transcription by RNA polymerase II
Cellular component (GO): nucleus
Molecular function (GO): DNA-binding transcription factor activity, RNA polymerase II-specific; RNA polymerase II transcription regulatory region sequence-specific DNA binding
Source: RefSeq, a predicted model, not a curated record
AACAGAUCUGUAACUCACCGGACAAAACACAACAGUGAAGACGUGUAUGUGAGAGCCACCAUGGACAUGAUGUCAGAGUGGCUGUCAGGGAACCAGCCUGACAUUUUGAGGCCUGCAGAAGGUGGAAGCCUUACAGAUAGACCCACAUGUGGCACUUCUUCACCUGGAGAUGUUACACUUACACCAGGAGAGGCUCUACAUGGGGGUACAGAGUGCUCUGGGAAGAGACAUUGUACUGGAAAACAUGUGGUUGUGCCACUUCGUAGCUCAUCUGAUCGCAAAAUGUACUACAAGUGUGAACAUUGCUCCUUUGUUUGUGUGGAAGUUUGCAGCACAGAAAUUCCUGAGUCUCCAACAGAAGGUGAAAGUAGCAAUGGUUUUGUGUUUCAGCAAUGUCCUAAGGAAGUAGAGGGUGAAGGUGUUGCUACAGUGACUUGCGAUGACACUGGAGGAGAGCGCGUAAGAGAGAAGAAGACUCGUACAAAAGGGUUCAGAUGUUCCCUCUGCAGGUCUGAUGUCACGUUCCCAAGCCUCGCCGCUCUACGGCAGCACAGGAAGGACUCACAUGGUGGGAAGCCUGCAAACAAACAGCCAAACAGAACAGAACAGCAGCUGGAGACGAAGGUAGAGUCAGAAGGGAGAUUGAAACUUUCACAGAAAUCGGAGCCUUCUGUGGAGCAAGAAGAAAAGGUCGUUCGCAGACCUAAGAACCACAAGCGAACCAAAGACGUGGAGUGUCCCGUGUGCCACAAACUCGUCUCUCACAGUAUGUCUCUGAACAGGCAUCUCCACAGCCACAACAAGAGUGCUGAGUGCCUGUUGUGCCACAGUAAGUUCCAGGACAACACUGUACUGAAAACCCACAUAGAGAACCUCCACAUGGCCUGGGUGCCCUCAACAGAGCCUUCAGGCCAGACUAUACCAAUCGAAGAGGCCAACUCCAAUAGUUUUCCGGUUAGUUCCUCAAGUUAUGAGAUUGGAGAGUCAGCAUGUAGUAAUGAAGGCCACACAAUAGGUAACAGUGGACUCACAAUAGCAUCUAUACAGGGAGUCAUUGAAAGUAUGAGCAGUGAAGAAAAUCUAAGGCCAGGCAGGGUUGAGACGGACUUGGGACGAGAUCCUGCAGAGGUCUUCUCUCAACUUCUGUCAACUGGAGCAAUCCUGGGUGGCGAUACAGCAAACCAGGAUGACGGGUUAGGAUCAGGGCCUGGAUUGGUAGGCAACAUGAGAUGGGAAACUAUGAGUCAAGCACAGAGCUGGUCGGACGUAACAUAUCCUGAAGAUUCACCUGAGAAAGCAGAAGUCUCAAACCUUAAGGAAAGUACUAAAACUAAGCUGACUUGUACCCAUUGUCAAGCCAGGUUCACAACAUCCUGCCAGCUCAGUCAGCAUCUAUCCAGCUCUCAUGGGCUUAGGAGGACGUUCCAGUGUGAGGAUACCUCCUGCAGGAAAGUGUUCGAAACCAUAGAAAGUUUUAAGGAGCACACGGCUGUCCACAGUCACAAGCCUUACAAAUGUAGGACAUGUGAAAGUUGUUUUGUGAGCAAGAUGGAGUUACAGAAGCACCAAGAAAGUGAACACAAGAUUGAGAAAGGGGUGAAGCUCACCUGGAGAGACUAUGCAAAGUAUUCCUGUCCCAACUGUGUGUUUCGCAGCAGGGGAUACAAAGCUCUACAGAGACACAUGGCUGAGGAAAGUCACAGCCACAUGUGUAAGGUGUGCGGGAGGAUCUGUACCAGCAGGGAGCUUCUCAAAAGUCACAUGGUCAGCCACAACGACCAGAAUUCUUUCCUGUGUGAGGAGUGCGGGAGGGGUUUCAAGUCCAGCGAUGCCAUGAGGCGUCACCGCUUGCAGAGGCACUCGGAGCAGCGGAACCACAUCUGUCCCCACUGCGGACUGAGAUUCAAGCUCAGUAACAAGUUAGGCAGGCACAUCAGGACAGUACACGCCACCGACAAGCCCCACAAGUGUCACAUGUGCGACAGGGCGUACACGCGCAGAGACAAACUCAGAGACCACCUGAUGACCCACACCAACGAGAGGCCAUACAAAUGCUCAUACUGCUCACUGGGGUUCAACAGGAAGGACCACCUGAAUGACCAUGUCAAGCUUCACACGGGAGAUUUCAAGUUCCACUGCCCUAGCUGUGGUAAAGGUUUCACCAGGGAGAAGUAUAUGAAAGAACACAAGUGCACGGGCCAGUCACAGCCCAAGACUAGCCUUGUUAUGCCCCCGCCACUACCACAGCUACACCUCCCUGUUGUGUCCAUGGAUGGGACAGAGAGCAUGGAGGCUGCAAAUGCAACCUUCACCAUCUCCAGACUGGCAUGGACUGAGUUUACCUCACAGGCCUUUGAGAUGGGCCAAGGGCAGGGCUCUAUCAACUCAAAAUAGAAAUAUAGGUACGUCUAUUUUAUUUCAGCUCUGUGAUAAUAGCUGAACAACACAGAUAUCAUGCAGCAAUAUACUGUAGUCAUAAUGAUAAAGAAAUGAGAUUGUGUAUCAAAAGAUUUUUUUAAUCUUUUCUUAGGGAUUUAUAAGUUUCAGUUUUCUGCUCUUUUGAGCAGUUCUCUAAAGCGACUACCGGUAGAGAUAUUUUGGUAUCUUAAGAAGAAAUAAAUUGCAUGUAGGACUUGCAACAAAUUUAGCUGAGUGUGUUUACUACCAGGCUCCAGUGCAGUGUUGGGUAAUCACACAGGCAGUAAGUUUCCUUUAUGUUAGGCUAAGGAUAUUUCUAGCCUGCGGGUAGAGAGUCAUCAAAUUACACAAAAACAGCUCGCGACUUCCUUGUGUCUCUAGGCCAUUAACAGGCCAUUGACGUCUAUCCUUAGCAACCUUCCUUAACGAUACUUCCUGAAGGUGUAACCUGAGACAGUUCUGUCUUGGUUUGUUCACAGCGCAGUGAAAAUGUUGAAGGCUGUGCCCCAGCUAGGAGAAAGGGUGGUCUGCAUGACCCUGAGCACUAUAAGCAUGUGGAUAAACAGGUUGAUGAUUUCACCAAUAUCGAUUUGUAUUAGAAACAAGUAAGGAUCGAUGUGAACUGUAUUAUUACUCACUGACAGU